Xenopus laevis (African clawed frog) is the source of this 1236-nucleotide messenger RNA. RefSeq names its product probable thiopurine S-methyltransferase. The record is from RefSeq and is a predicted model, not a curated record. The transcript is spliced from 9 exons. Lineage: Eukaryota; Metazoa; Chordata; Amphibia; Anura; Pipidae. Bases 239 to 979 code for a protein of 246 amino acids.
UGAUGGCACAAACUGUGAACUUUUACUUACUUUUCGGAGGACUUUGACUUUAAAGCACUGCAUAUUUAAGUGUUCCUUUGUAUUCCUGGAUUGAAACAUUGUAAUCACAGCCUGUUAUUCCAUACAGACUCUACAUCUUACUAGGAGUAAGGGACAGAUACACCGAAAGCCAGGCCCAGGAUAGCGUCCCUGGUCAGUGAUCACCACAAGUGAGGCAUACUGUAUUUACUAAAGUGAGAUGGACACUACCACAGGACCAACACAACCGAAGACAAGUCCAGAAGUAACACAAGACAGAGUUUUAAAUGAAAAUGACUGGAGAGACAACUGGGAGAAGAGGAAGAUAGGAUUUCAUGAAAAGAAUAUACAUGUAUUUCUAUCAGAAUUUGUAGAAGAUAUGGUGAACAAAAGAGCACAAAUCCACAUCUUUUUCCCUCUUUGUGGAAAAGCUGUGGAUAUGAAAUGGCUAGCUGACAUGGGACAUAGCAUUGUUGGAGUUGAUGUGUCUGAAAUGGGAUUAAAGGAGUUCUUUGAAGAACAAAACAUUCCUUAUGUUGAAGAAACCCUUCCUGAGAUUCCUGGUGCCAAGGUGUUUAAGAGCACAUCUGGCAAUAUUUCACUGUACUGCUGCAAUAUGUUUGACUUAUCAAGCUCAAUCAUUGGAAAGUUUGGUGGAAUUUGGGACAGAGGAGCCAUGGUUGCUAUCAAUUCUUGGGACAGGGAACGAUAUGCAAAGUUGAUAUUGACAUUAAUGGAAAAUGACUGCCGAUAUCUACUGGUUACAUGUGUGUAUGAUCCUAAACUGCAUCCAGGGCCUCCGUUUUAUAUAUCCGAUACAGCUAGAGAAAGCUUGCUUGGGCAAUCGUGUAAUGUGAAGUUUUUGAAGACUAUUGAUUCUUUUACUGACGAGCAGAGAGAUUGGGGACUUGAUUAUUACAAUGAUAAUCUAUAUCUAGUAACACUAAAAUCCAGUUCCUGAUUGGACAAAUAAAAAAGCCUGCUGGAGAAAUACAAAGCCAGUCCCUUUUCCUAGUUUUUUCUAGGCAUUUUAUUCAUUUACCUUAAUAAAUCCUGCCUGGGCGUUUAAUGAAACAAUAUUUGAAUUAUUCCUUAUUCAUUAUAUGCCAGAAAAAGACUAGUAUUUUUAAAAUAUACCCUUUUAUAGUAUUAAAUAAUGACAUAACUGAAUUGCAAAUUGUUUGGCUAAAACGGGAGAUUUACCUAAAUUGUUGUUUA